CAUUUUAUUUUGUGAUUUAUAAUUUUACAAAUACUUUCUUUUAUAUCUCUUUUAAAGUGCUAACGUAUAUCGUAAUGCCCCCCUUCCAGAAGCGUUUGUUCACUUAAAAAAACAACUAAAAAAGUAAGCACAAAAAACAGUCUUUUCAAAUCAUAAAGAAACACCAGAUUAACUGUCCAACCUUUAGAUUUGUUGUAUUUUUUGUCGUAACAUUUACUUGUCUGUCUGUGAUAUUAUUGGUUCGGGAUAGACGACAGGUUCUGUGCACAUGUGAUUUACCUCUGUCCCAUUUUUUUGGAUUUAGAAAUAUGAUAAAACAAUGUCUGACAUUUCACGUGAAGAAAUGCUUGUACAUCUACAACUGCAGUUGCAAGAAGUUGAGAUGUUAGAAGCUAUGUUUCCUGGUGAAAAGGAGAUAAUAUGGCACGAUCCAACGGUGUUGCUCGACGUGAAAGAAUUUAUAAGUUCAAAUGGUAAAUUACCCGCCACACUGCGGUAUAUCACUUUUGAUGUGAAUUUAGUUAUUACGUUCACAAAAGAUGAAAACAAUAUCGAAUGCAAAGUACAAACCUCAAUAACUUUACCAAGCUCAUAUCCUGUUGAGUGCCUUCGUGUGUCUGUUAUUUCCAAUGACUUGACCAGGAAUGAGCAAAGCUUACUUAACCAGGACUUACAUUCGUAUAUUUCAACACUCGAUCGCGGUGGAAUGAUGACUUUAGAUGUGAUAUCAUGGUUACAGGCUUCUGUGGACCAGUACUACAACACCUGUUCUCACACACAGACGAUUUCAGAAGCUCAUCAAAGUGUUGAAGAUGACCAACUCUCCUUGAUGUGGCUCUACAUGCACCAUAUAUACAACAAGGAAAAGAGAAAAAGUAUAAUUCAUUGGGCCGAUGAACUUUCUCUUACUGGUUUUUCUCUACCAGGAAAACCCGGGGUUGUUUAUAUAGAAGGUUUAACAAGAAAUGUGGAGACUUACUUUGAACGAUUGCGUAGGUUGAGUUGGAAGCGUAUGUCGUGUAAAUUAAAAGAAACUUGUAAAAAGAGGACUUUUUUAGAUUUUCAAGAACUUUGUUUUGAUGCACAUGGUGGACGAGAUUAUCAUAUGGACAUGGGUCAAUUUUUCUUGUUUUUGAAACAACACGAUUUAGGUUAUAUGUUCCAGGAAUUAUUUGGUGUAGAAGGCCACUGUUCAAAAUAAAUUGAUUCGUAA
Hydractinia symbiolongicarpus is the source of this 1213-nucleotide messenger RNA. RefSeq names its product RWD domain-containing protein 2A-like. The record is from RefSeq and is a predicted model, not a curated record. Lineage: Eukaryota; Metazoa; Cnidaria; Hydrozoa; Anthoathecata; Hydractiniidae. The transcript has a single exon. The coding region runs from base 320 to 1201 and encodes 293 amino acids. Gene Ontology annotation, molecular function: protein binding.